AUGAGGUUUAUCGAUGAAGACAAUAUUACAGAUGACCAGAUCUUCGCUCGGUUGGAUGAGAUUCUCGAUGACCGUAAUGAUGAACUUCAGCAACAAAGAUCAAUAGGUGAGACUAGCGUAAUAUUACCCCAGGAAGAAGAGGCUUCAAUUGAAAUAGUGCAGACAGGCACAACUGUGGACAUUUCAACUUCAAAUAAGUAUAAGGUUCGAGAAAAAAAAAUUACAAAAACAAACAAUAAAGAAAAUUUACUACAGAAAAAAACGCUAAAGAAACCACCUGAGCAAAAAUUAAAACCGGUAUGGAAAAAUGAGAAUUUAGAACUAGACAGUGAUGAAAAAGUUUUCAAAAUUGAAAACUUAGUUAUGCCGGAGAGAGUUUCAGACUUAGAGACUCCUUAUCAAUAUUUUAAAUAUUUCUUUGAUGACUCUAUUCUUGACAAAAUUUGUUUUGAAAGUUCACUUUACUCUUCGCAGAAAGAUCCACAAAAAACUAAAAGUUUAACCACCACAGAGCUGGAAAGAUUUUUAGGGAUAGUUAUAAUGUCCUCAGUUGUGAACUACACUAGCGUAAGGGACAUGUGGAGUUCACUUAUCGGGAAUGAUGUUGUCAAAAAUAGCAUGAGUGUAAAUGCUUUUGAGUCAAUGAGGUCCAUUUUGCAUUUCAAUGACAACACAAACAUGAAGCCCCUUGAUGACCCCGAUCGAGACCGACUUUUCAAAAUAAGACCCAUAGUUGAACAUCUAAAUGAGAAGUUCUCUUCAGUCCCAAUGAGACCUUCUUUGUCUGUGGAUGAGCAGAUAUGUGCCACAAAAACGCACCACUACAUGAGGCAGUACAACCCUCGCAAACCACAUAAGUGGGGAUAUAAGCUGUAUGUUCUUUGCGAUGACAAAGGUUUCUCCCACCAAUUUGAGAUUUAUUCAGGCCAAACUCAGUCUAGACUUGCCAGUGAGCCAGAUUUGGGAGAGACGGGAAAUAUAGUGGUGAGGCUCUGCAGAAAGGUUCCCAGAAAUGUGAAUUACACAAUAUAUUGUGAUAAUUUUUAUUCUAGCCUUCUCCUGUUUUCUUACUUGAGAACUCAAGGUAUUUUUGCUUUGGGAACUUUUAGGAGGGAUAGGAUCCCCAAUAUUCCAUUUACUGAUAAAAAAGAAGGAAGAAAAGAGUCAAGAGGAACUUCAGUGGAGUUCACUACUAAUGUCAACGACACCAAAUUGUCCAUGGUUUUCAUGGAGGGACAAUGA
This is a messenger RNA of Homalodisca vitripennis (glassy-winged sharpshooter), 1242 nucleotides long. Its product is annotated as piggyBac transposable element-derived protein 3-like. The coding region runs from base 1 to 1242 and encodes 413 amino acids. Lineage: Eukaryota; Metazoa; Arthropoda; Insecta; Hemiptera; Cicadellidae. The transcript has a single exon. The record is from RefSeq and is a predicted model, not a curated record.